This is a messenger RNA of Trifolium pratense (red clover), 3245 nucleotides long. RefSeq names its product WD repeat-containing protein 44-like. The coding region runs from base 399 to 2060 and encodes 553 amino acids. Lineage: Eukaryota; Viridiplantae; Streptophyta; Magnoliopsida; Fabales; Fabaceae. Gene Ontology annotation, molecular function: protein binding. The record is from RefSeq and is a predicted model, not a curated record. The transcript is spliced from 8 exons.
GGACUUAGUCAGCAGUCAUAAUUCGACAAAAACAAAUCCUUUUCUUCAUUCAACAAUUCUCAAUUUUACACCCACAACCGAUGCAAUGUUUUCUUCUUUAUUAUUUAUAUCCUAAUUGAAAUUCUCAUCUUUUCUUCUUCUUUAUUUAUUUAUUUAUAUUUUAAACUUUAACUACCCUUAUGUAUGUACCAGAAGUGGGUGCUGGUAGGUAUUUCUGUGGAUACACAGUGGCGAAGAUCCCUAUGAACAAUUCUUUUCAUUUUUCGAUCAAGCUUCAAUUUUGAACACAACCCAGCUAUUUCGGAUACCCUUUUGCCUAAAACUAAGUAAAAAAGUUUAAUUGAGGUGAAGAAUUAAUUUUUAUAAUUUUGUUUGUUUGUGAAGUAAAGUAUCUGUGUAUGGUGGGGAAUUGGAAAAGGGUUGUGGAAUUGGUGGAUAUGGAAUUGGAAGUUGAUGAGGAUCAAUUCUAUGAUACUUGUGAGGAUUUGUGUUCUGUUUCUGAUGAGGGUUUUGAUUAUUGUUUAGAAUCUUAUUCUGGUGGUAGUAGUAGUAAUGAUUAUGUUACUAGGUUCAAUUUUUGGACUAAAAACCUUGAAAGUGUUCAUCAUAGACGAGUCAAUUUUUUAAGAUGGAUGGGUUUGGAGUAUGAUGAGAAUUCAAUUGAUGGAGAUGAGUUUGGAGAAGAUUCAUCUCGUGGAGUUGACCGAAUCACUUCAACUAGUGGGGAUGGUUUGAGAACUGUAAAUCAGAUUGUGCUGGAUUCAUCAUCAAAUGAGGCAUCUAGGUUGUUAGAAAAUUGCGGUGAUGGUACCGAGAAUUUGGCAUGUAUGAUAAAGAAUUUGGAUGAUGGAACACGGUAUGUUGUAGAUAAAUUGGAUCAAGAUGGAACGCUUAAUACCCUGCGUGUUCUCGGUUCGAACCAAUUGAUUAGUUUGGAUGAGUUUCAUAAAAAUAUUGGGCCGUCAUCUUUUGUUCGUAGACAUUUGCAGAGAGAUGCUGAAAACACUAGAUUGUUGGGUGUUGCUAAAAAGAAGAUGAAGAAAGGUUGGUUAAGCAAACUGGAUUCUAUUGCUUGUUUUUAUCAUCAUAAUCAAGAGUUUGAUGAAACUUGCUGCAAUAAAGACUUAGACUCUAGGAUACAUAAAGUUCGUGUUCAGCCGCAUAAGAAGCGAAUUAAGGAGCUUUCCUCUCUUUAUGCUGAACAAGAGUUUAAAGCACACAAAGGUGUUAUUUUGACAAUGAAGUUCAGUCUUGAUGGAAAAUAUCUGGCUAGUGGCGGUGAAGAUGGCAUUGUGCGUGUGUGGAAGGUGAUUGAGGAUGUAAGAUCGAAUGAAUUGAACAUUCUAGACAGUGAUCCAUCCAAUAUAUAUUUCAAAAUGAAUGAAUUUACUGGUAGUGUGGCUCCCUUUGAUGUAGAUAAAGAAAAAUUAGUCAAAACAGAGAAGUUGAAGAGAUCAUCUCCUUCAACUUGUGUGGUUAUCCCACCAAAGACCUUCCGCAUAUCGGCAAAACCUUUGCAUGAAUUCCAUGGGCAUAAUGAUGACAUUUUAGACCUUGCAUGGUCCAAAUCAGGGUUUCUAUUGUCAUCCUCUGUUGAUAAGACAGUGCGCUUAUGGCAAGUAGGGAUCAACAAAUGUCUUCGAGUUUUCUCUCACAAUAAUUAUGUGACGUGUGUGAAUUUCAAUCCUGUCAAUGAUAAUGUUUUCAUCAGUGGUUCAAUUGAUGGAAAGGUGCGCAUAUGGGAAGUUGUUCGCUGUCGGGUUGUUGAUUACAUUGAUAUCAGAGAGAUAGUCACAGCCGUAUGUUUCCGCCCUGAUGGAAAGGGCACGAUUGUGGGCACCAUGGCAGGCAAUUGCCGUUUUUAUGAUAUCCUAGAUAAUCAUAUGAAAAUUGAUACUCAAAUGUCGUUACAAGGAAAAAAGAAGACAUCGGGGAAAAGGAUAACUGGCUUUCAGUUUUCGCCCAGUGACCCGAGCAAAUUGUUGGUCGCCUCUGCUGAUUCCCAUGUGUGUGUACUCUCUGGAGUUGAUGUCAUCUACAAAUUCAAAGGCCUAAUUUAAUCCCUUAAGACCAGUUUGUAAGACGAGGACUGCCUAAGCUUAUAAGCACUGCAAAGAUCAUAAGCAUAACUAGUCGAUGUGUGACUAAACCUACCCUCAUGCACCUAACACAAUGAAGGUGCUGGAGGCUGCAAAGAAGGCAACUCAGAUUUGCCGCAAUUAAGGCAGCUAGGGACAAACCGCAAUCAUGACGGAAUUUCUAACAUAUCUUGAUGUUUUCGUGUGUAUUUUAAAUUCUUGCAAUGAGGACUUGAUAUUGGAAAUAUAUGGGACUUUUCAAUUUUUGUGUGCUUUGAGAACCGAUUUCCGUUAUUAUAUCUCUUCUUGUUUUGCCUUCAGGCCUGAGAAGUGCAGGACGGAUGCAUGCUUCCUUCACAUCCGACGGGAAACAUAUCGUUUCACUUAGCGAAGGUUCAAAUGUUUGUAUCUGGAAUCACACUGGCCAGGAUAGGAAUACGUCCAAAGCAAAGCAGAUUUUGUCUUCCGAGAGUUUUCUAUCCCACAAUGCAACAAUCGCCAUACCUUGGUGUGGCAUUGAGUCAACGCCGUUGUCUCCUUCACUAGAUGAAAACUUGAUUCAGCGGUCAUCCUUGUCUUCUCCCGAUUGUUUCUUCAUGGGUCGAGGAUUUCUUUCCGAGUUAGUCCCAAAGGUUUCUGCUACAUGGCCAGAGGAAACACUUCUCGAUUCGGGGCAAACUGUUGUUUCUCCUACAAUAUGUAAAUCAGAGUAUAAGUUCUUGAGAAGUGCUUGCAAGGGAAUGUCUAAUUCUCAUUUGUGGGGCCAAGUGAUUCUAACAGCAGGAUCUGAUGGAUUCAUAAAAGUGUACCAAAAUUAUGGCCUACCCGUUCGCGUUUGAAACGCGAGAAUUUGUUGGUGUAUUCUAAAGUAAGUUACAAAGAUUCGUCGUUUGGUAACGCUGGGAUGCCAUCGUGUAAUAUUAUUCUUUAUACGAAAGUCGAUAUCGAUUAUAUGAUUCUUUAAUUUUUAAGGAUUGUCAGUUAAGAGAAUGUAAGUUUCAGUUUUGCUGAUAGUCCUUGUCAAAAUGUAAUUCCUGAUUGUUGUAUAGUAUAUAGAAGAUUUCAUUUAAUUUUAAUUUAUAGAUACAUGAAUUUAUACAUGAAAUGAAUAAUGAACUAUGCACUUGUCUUGUGCUUGCAUAAAUGCAAAAUGAGAUUUUUGUCUUU